AUGACCUCACAAGGGAGUGUUUUACAGCUKGAAGCCUCAACGUGAGUAAAUCCGCAAAAUAUGCUUUAGAAAUCUCAUGCUGGGCAUUUCAAAUCCCAUUUAGUGUGUAUGMUUCUGUAUCUGUAUCACUUCUGCUAGGUCAAAUUAGGUGGCAGGAACACGAAAUUGAUCUUGUUUUCCCACUGACAUUUUACAAGCAGAUUAACAACUCCCACCAUAAAUCUGUGCUCUCCGUGGAUGGUUAAACUUUAAUCAAUAAGCGCUGGCCUUGGUUUAUCUGUUCCAGCUCUCACGUCUUUGUUACGCUGUCUGCCGGCCUCUGCUAAUGAUUUGCUACAACAAGUGCAGGCCACAGAGCGUGGUCUGCAGCUUGGUCUAAAACUUCUACAAUAAUCUUUACUGUUCUUUCUUUCAGUCUUCUUUCUUACUAUUCUUUUAAAUGCUUAGUGUUAAAUUAACUCCACCUAUGCMAAUAGUAGCAUAAAUUACUUUAAAAUUAUACAGAGAACCUUAAGAAAAGCACAGAAUAAUUGUAAAAUUUGUAGAAAAAUCAGCUAUCUAGUAAAUGUAAUAGGUUUUAAAUAAUAAUAAAAAAAAACUACAUUUGUAAAAAGAUAAAUAUGCAUUUAAAUGUUGCUUUACAUAAGCAUAAGKCUGUACUUAGCGUUAUUUUGAACAGCACAGGGAGAGAUUUAUUAUGCACAGAAGGGAAUAUUCACAUGUUGGAUUGUGAGGAGCUGCAUUCCCAAUGAGGCUUCAGAAAAGUGCACAGUUGAUCUGCACUGAUGUCAAAUGAAGCUUUACUGGCUGCACUGCUCACAUGGAUCACUUGCACUUUCAUUUGUAUGUAAGAAGCAUCAACAGCCUCAGAUGGCAUUCACUUGCAGUUAUUUUGAGAAGGUGGAGCAGAUGCAGGACUACUGCUGAACCUCCACAGAUGGGACAAACGGUAAGGGCUUUCAGAGGAGCUGUGCAAGUCAUACUAAACCUGUUCACACACUGAUCUUUUGUCAAGAUAACUUAGACUGUCAAUUGCACAGCAUACAGUAGAGUGGACAUGAAUGCAGCUUUGACUUGGGUGUUUUAAAAAUGUAUUUGAGAUGUAUUUCUGUUUCAGUCCACUUUAAAAGGAAGAAUUAGAAGCACAAUCCUCACAGGGAUAUGGUUAUACAAACAGGCUUAAAUACACACAGAAUCCAAAUAAUAUUUGAUCAAUUUUUUCUUUGGACAUUGAACUUCUAUCACAUGCUUUGUAUAAAACCAUACAGUAUACAAUCCUGUAUGCCAUUUUUUUUUAACUAAUUUGGAUUAGAGAAGAUUCAGAAUAAAUUUUAUUCAGACCCAAUUCAUUUGUUUUUUCAUUUUUGUUUCAGGCAGUUAAAGUCAUUGUGUCCCGAAAAAGCCUGUGUGUAUUAAAGUGUUUUCCAACUGUAUGACUGUCAGUAAUCGUAUGUGUUUAUGUCUUGCAGCGAUAUGGUUAUGAUGGGUUUGUUCAGCUGCACCAUCACUGCAAGGGUGAAGCAAACAUGAUGAAGGAUGGAAAGUUGUUCCGGGUGAUUCAGGAAAACUGUUGGGAUGCGAAUGCUCGCAUCAAAGACAUGGACAAGUGUUACCGUUCAGGCCCUGUCGACGGUUCCUGUGAUGUUCAGUUACUGGGCCAAGCCUCAUGACACAUUGGACCUCUGUGUCCUUUUAAAUGACGAUUUGGCCCAGACGGUGUGCAGUCACCCUAAGAGGUUUGUGGGGCUGGGCACGCUGCCCAUGCAAGCCCCUGACCUGGCGGUGCUGGAAAUGAGGCGCUGCGUGAAGGAGCUCGGCUUCCCCGGAGUGCAGAUCGGAUCCCACAUCAACAACUGGGACCUCAACUCUUCGGACCUCAUUCCCUUCUAUGCUGCAGCAGAGGAGCUGGGCUGCUCCAUUUUUGUCCACCCAUGGGACAUGCAGACAGAUGGGAGGAUGGCUAAGUAUUGGCUGCCCUGGCUGGUGGGCAUGCCAACCGAGACAACCAUGGCUAUUUGCUCAAUGAUAUUUGGCGGUAUAUUUGAGAAGUUUCCAAAGCUGAAAGUCUGCUUUGCACAUGGAGGGGGCUCUUUUCCGUUCACUGUUGGCAGAAUCGAACACGGCCACAAAGUUCGUCCUGACCUGUGUGCAGUUGACAACACAAUCAGUCCACGUAAAUACCUGGGCUCUUUCUACACUGACUCAUUGGUUCAUGAUCAAAUCUCCCUGAAGCUGCUCGUUGACAUAAUUGGAAAAGAUAAAGUAAUGCUGGGAACAGAUUAUCCAUUCCCACUUGGCGAGCUGGAACCCGGGUCACUCAUUGAGUCAAUGGAUGAGUUUGAUGGAAAACUGAAGGACAAGUUGCUUGCUGGAAAUGCACUGGAAUUUUUGGGACUAAAGMGAGAACAGUUUGUGUAGUACAAGAGUUUGCAGCCUGUGGUUCCAGAGCCAAAUGACAAGAUUGACUGAAAAUGCUGAAUCAACUAAUGUUUUUAAAUAUAGAAAUAAUAACAUGCAAUUUUUAGCAAUUUUCAAA
Messenger RNA from Poecilia reticulata (guppy), 2536 nucleotides. The record is from RefSeq and is a predicted model, not a curated record. Lineage: Eukaryota; Metazoa; Chordata; Actinopteri; Cyprinodontiformes; Poeciliidae.